AGAACCUUUGGGCUCGAUGGAUCGAAAACAACGAGCUUUUUCAAUCUAAUCGAAACUGUAUGACAUUAUUUAAUAGAUCCUGAAUAUCCUAGCACCUUACUCACUCUACCUGUUUUACCUGAGUGUUUCUAUAGUGCAUGGAGGAUUUCAAUGCUGUAAACCGUCCUGGUUAGGCUGGCAGUAAAUAGUUGUUCAGAUAGAUUCCAGGUACUGAACUGAUCUGGCUGUUCCAGGAUUAACUGCUACCUGCACCAUGUGCAUGCCAUGCACCAACUGUUUAAAUCAGUUCACAGGUCAAUACUUGAGUAAAUAGUUGCUUUCCUCCUGUAAACAUCACUGAUUUAAGGCCUCGCCUGUUUGUGUUGAGUCUCUUGUGUUGUGCUUCCAUCUUGUGGUUUCUUUGGAAACUACACAAUGAUCCCAAACCAUAUUUUUUUUAUAAAUAUAAUUCCCACACAUCAUUUGUGCAGAAAUCUUCUUUUGCAGAGUUUUGAUGAGAGGAGAAAUGUCAGACAGACGUGCAUAGGAUGGAAGAGUGGGAACGUUUUUAGCUCUCAGAAGAUGAACCAGCCUGAUGCAUCUUCAAACCUGCAGGAAGAAAAAGAGAAAUGCAACCAAGCGAGACAUCUGGCAUAACACUGAAGAGACCCAGCCGGCUGUCCGGUCCGCCCUUCUCCCUCCCUGCUGCUGCUGCCAUGGACUCGGAGGCUGCCGCUCUGGAUGAUGCGACGACUGGUCCUGCAGACUGCACCGAGAUGGAGGAGCGGCUAAAGGAGGGGAACAUGACGGCUGAUGUGGAGGCUUCUCUGCCUGCUGGACAGGAGGAUUCUGCAAUCCGGUGUCGAGAUGUGUGCCGGUCAUACGGGAAACUGAAGGUCCUCAACAACCUCAACCUGAUUGUACCACAGGGACAUAUUUAUGGCCUUCUGGGGCCCAGUGGAUGUGGGAAGACCACACUUCUCAAAUGCAUCGUGGGAACUCUGAAAAUCUCGCGGGGUCACAUCAGUGUGCUGGGGAAGCCACCCGCGUUCCCUGGUCAUGACGUGCCAGGGAGGAAGGUCGGAUACAUGCCGCAGGAUCUGGCGUUAUACAACGAGUUCACCAUCAAAGACACCCUGACCUUCUUUGGCCUAAUCCAUGGCCUGACGUCGAAGGAAACCCAGGCACGCAUGGAUUUCCUCAUUGACUUUUUGGAUCUACCUCAGAAGCACAGUCUGGUCCGAAAUCUCAGUGGGGGGCAGAGGCGCAGGGUGUCUCUGGGAGCGGCUCUGCUUCAGAAUCCAGAGCUGCUCAUCCUGGACGAACCGACGGUCGGGGUGGACCCCGUGCUCAGAUCUAAGAUCUGGCAACAUCUCGUGGAGAUUGUAAAGACGGGGAAAGUCUCGGUCAUCAUCACUACACAUUACAUAGAGGAGGCCAGGCAAGCCAACGUGGUUGGUCUCAUGAGGAACGGCUGUUUGCUGGCUGAAGGUCCUCCAGACGCAGUCAUGAAGCAACACAGUGCAACAACCCUGGAGCGUGCCUUCCUACAGCUGUGUGAGACGUCGGACCAGAUCUGCUCCAAACAAGGGUCCAGUCCGCAGAGUGGGCCGCUGGAGAACAGCCAAUCGUUCGAGAGCGGACGGGAUGAGAGUCGGCCAAUUCUCGCGGUCGGUCCGGGAGCUGCAGAGGAGAUUCCCAAAUAUUCAGCGGACUGGAAAGUACGAGCCCGACACAUGAUGCCGAAGUGGAGAAACAUCGCCGCCUUGAUGAUCAAAACGAUGGUGCGGAUGAAGAGAAUGCCAGGCUCGUUGUGUUUCCAGUUCUUGCUGCCCGUCAUCCAGGUCUCUCUGAUCUGUUUGUGUGUUGGAGGAGACCCAAAGGGGAUCCAAGUUGCUGUGGUGAACAACGAGACGUCUCCCUCCGGUUUCAGUCACACACUGCUCUCCUUCCUGGACAACUCCAGCGUGUACCAGGUGCCCUUGUCCCAUACGGAAGCUUUUAAUGGGAUCUAUAAUGGAGAGUACUGGGGUGUCAUCGGCUUUGGCAAGAAUUUCACCAGCUACCUGACAAAAAGGAUGAUGCAGCGGCAGGUUUCUAAAGAGGUGGUUGAUGGAGGAUCAGUACACGUCUGGCUGGACCAGACAAAUCAACAAAUUGCCAUAAUGCUGCAGAAGAAAGUCCACGAGGCCUUUCAGGCUUUUGUGACACAUAAGUUGGGCAGUAUGUCGUACCUGGCCGACCUGCCAAUAAAGUUUGAAGAGCCCAUCUAUGGCAGCCAAAACACAGACUUCACUACAUUUGUGACGCCGGGAGCUGUUCUCAGUAUCACCUUCUACCUGGCCGUGGGCCUGACAGCUCUCUCCUUCGUCCUGGAGAGGAAGGAGGGGCUUUUGGACAGAUGCUGGGUCGCAGGCGUGAGCUCCAUGGAGACGAUGCUGGCUCACCUCUUCUCUCAGCUGUUUGUCAUCAGCUUCCAGAUCAUCCUGCUGCUCCUCUUCAUCCUGCUCGUCUUCAAGAUCCCGAAUGAAGGCUCGUUGGUGCUGGUCAUCAUUCUGAUCGUGCUGCAGGGCGUCACCGGCAUCUCGUUUGGCCUCGUCAUCUCAGCCGGGAUCGACGACGAGCAGAGUGCCAACCAGGCCGCCCUGGGCAUCUUCUACCCCAACCUCAUCCUCAGCGGUAUCAUCUGGCCCGUGGAGUGUAUCCCCUAUCCUCUCCGCUACAUCAGCCUGGCUCUUCCUCAGACCUACGCCUCAGAAGCUCUUCGCUGUAUCAUGUACAGAGGUUGGGACCUAUCUCAGAUGAUGGUGUGGCGAGGCUUCGCGGUCACCCUGGGCUGGAACACUUUCUUCCUCAUCCUGGCGACGGUCAUCUUAAAGCUGAGGACGUGACAGCCUCGCCCCCAGAGAACCUUCGUCAAUGUGGAGGGGGGGCAGAGCCGUCAGGUAGAGCCCAGGAGCCAACGACUCCACCUGGGCCUCCUGUAUCUGGAUGUACUGUGGCAGGACGAGAGCAGGAGGAGGGAAGGGUCACUGUGAUUUAAUAGACUGAUGAAGUUGGUGCGUCAGUCUCCCUCCUCCAGAUGAUCUGUCUCUCUCACGCGCACACAUACACCAGUGAGCUGCCUGAUCCUGCAACAGUUGCUUUGGCCUGUUCAAGCGUGAGUGAAAUUUCAAAAUGCUGCAGACAGAAUAAGCACAUGCACAAUAUGAGAAUAUUUGUUUAAAUGGGGAUAGAGUUUUUUUUUCAUUUCUAUGUGCAGCUUGUUGAAACUUCACCCCCAGAAAUGGGCCAUGUGCCAACUCAGGGUCACUUUUUAUUUGUGUUUGCCCUUGGUCUUAAUACUAACAGAGAGAUUUGGUGGUGAAUAUACAGAAUAUAACUUUUUUCCAUAAAGUGUUUGUUGUCUACCUUAAAUUUGCAUUAUAGAAAAUUCUGUGUGUAAUUGUGAACUUUAAAAUGGUCAGAAAAGGAGUCAGCACAACAAGAAAAUGUGAAAUUUUGUAUUUUUUCCCCGGUUGGUUUGCAAGCAGACAAACUGAGGAUUGUUUUGUCGGGUUGUGUUAUGACAGAAAAGGUUGACGGCUUCAUAUUGUCCAGGAAACGUGGCUUAUCACAGUGACACUAUCUUCUCUAGUCGUUUGCUUGUUUAAAUUUACGUCCUGUCGGAUGCGUGACAGGUAGAGGAAGUGUUACCAGGUGCUCGCCGUGACUUGUGUGCUGUGCCUGCAUCUCCCGUGAGGGGUUUUCAACAUUGGUGAUGGGAAAGCAUCGGUACUGUAUCAUUAUUUUUGACUUCACUUUGCUGGACAGAGUGGAGGCCAGUGGAUAGAUUUCUCUCACAGGUCAGGUGUGUCACGCUCUUCAAGCCAUCUGCAUCCAUGCAAAACAUAUUAUACCAUUUUUUUUUUUUUUUUUACACAAAAGUUUCAAACUGCUCGUACUUUAUACUUCCACCAUCAAUAACACAGAAUAAAAGCACACAGGAGUAAUGCUAAGAUGUGCCUUGUGGGAUGCUGUGGUGUCGGCAGUGAGGGAAAAGGGAAACUAAAUCCUAAAAUGAGGAAUAAAUAUGAAAUUGUGUUAUCUAUGAAUUGUUGUAGGUGACUGGAGUGAGAGUAGAAGCGACGGGGAAACAGAGGACUGAGUUUGUGCACAGAUAGUCAGUAAUAAAGUUAGAUACAUUUUAAAAUAACUCUUUAGGGUACUUUGACUUUGCAUUAUUGAAUAUUUUUUAAAGACACAGUAGAAUUAUUAUUUUGUUUUUAGAUUACGAGGUGUAUUUACAGUAAUAAAUAAGAUUUUUUUUAAUGUUUGGUUUGCAUAAAGAAACAAAAAACAUGUUGAAAUAAUGGAUGAUAGAGUCGGAAAGGCUAAUUACUAGAAAGGUUUACCAGUACUCUGUUGAUAAUAUAUCCGGUUCAUUUCUUUGCAUUUUACUCAUAUUGCUCUCCAAGACGAAUCAGCUCGCAGACUUGACCAAAUGCGUUCCACCUUUGAAAGCAGUAGUUCUACAUUUUGGGAAAUAAGCUUAUUCGCUUUCUUACCAAAAGCUUUGGCCCAGCCGUGUCCAAAGGUGACAGUUUUUGUGCACCAGCACCUCCAAAGCUCACUUUUUCUUGUCCACAAAGUCACCAGUGCCAGCCAAGAAACAAUCCAGCGAUAAACACCUGCAGACCAGUUUUAGAGGUGAUGGUAGGCUAGCUGUUGCCCCCUGUUUCCAGUCUUUAUGCUAAGCUAAGUCAACCUGCUGCUGAUUUUAGCUCCGUACAGACUUCACGGUGGCACGGAUCUCAUCAUCUAACUCUCAGCAAGAAUGCUGAUGGCGGUAUUUCCCAAAAUGUCAAAUUACUACCUUUGUCUCAGUCCAGCAUCACAUGUCGUGCCAAUCUCAGAAAGAUUUGAAACUGUUUACAUUCAUCUGGAACGCAUGCCUAAUAAAUCUGCAUAUUCUUUCGUUAGCAGAUGCUUUACCCCGGUUCAUCUGCAGUGAACUAAACACAUAAACCAGCAUGUGUUAUGUCUAGAUGUGUCGUGGAUGUUCCCUCUAUCUCCUUGCGAGGAUGCUAUGUGUUGCAGUGCUGCUAAUACCAGUUAUAAUAACAGUAAUGAAGAAUUUAUGUGUCCAUUAGGAGAUAAAUAAUUAAUGUAAGUGACUGUAAAUCACUCUGAUUGGUUUGCUCUGGAUUACGUCAUGAUCUAAUGGUAACGAUGUAUGUACACUAUGCCGUGUGUGAUGUUAGAUGUUGAGUCUUUACGAGAGAGCCCGCUGCGCUGUAAAUCUGCUGUCGCUCUGCUGUGCAUUCAGUCAGUGUUCCUCCAUAUUUUAAGGGACAUUGCGCUCUUGUUUGGUAGGAAUUAAGCUCCGAUACAAACAGACUUUCAUCAUGUUCAGAUGACAACAACACGCUCAAGUGUAUUUUUUGCCAAACUGUGAGGAUAUAUCGCUCUGUUUAUAUUCUUACCUCGACAGCAAGCUGAAGAAUCCUGGUGGGAUUACCUCCGUGCCUCGAUCCCCAUCACACAAUAAUGUACCUUAGUAAAACGAGUUUAAAAUGGUGGACAAUCUCUGACGUUCAUGUGAAAGUAUGGACAGUAUUUGGUUAUAAUGUGAGUUCAUUUUUUUUUGGACAAUCUCUUGACUAUCUCACCAGUUGGAAAUCAAAGAUUACACAGUGUUUCACAAGCUUUACAUAACCUGCAAUUUUACUACUGAAGAAACUAUUUCAAAUAAGCUGAUUACAUGUUAAACUACUAAACUAUUCCACUCCUUUUUUUUUUUUUGCACCUAUCAUGCUGCAUAGCAAUGUCUCAUGAAUGACUAAGGAUGCCUCCCUGCUCUUGCUGUGUGAUUUAUGUCUCUGUUGUGGUUUGAAGUGGGUGGGACACUUGGCAAAAGGUGAUGGCACAAUAUUUCUGUGCACCGUCCAAUCAAAUCCAAUCAAACCUCAGCCACACAGUCCUGAAGAAGAAGAUUAUCUGAGUUUGUGCUAGUGUUAAACUCUUCAUAAGUGAUAUUUAUUAAUGCCUUUUCAAAUGUUUGGGGGCGAGUCCAUUCAUCAACAGCUGAAACUGCAAUAUGUCCUUCUUUAAUACUCAUCAGAUUAAGUGAAUCAGAAGUGUAUGCAACAUAUUUUUGACUGGUUAAUACUGGAAUAUUGAGAUUCACAUAAACAUGUUAUUAAAGUUUAUGUUGCCAGAAUUUCCACUCUGCUCCAAAACUCCAGUCGACUACCUCCGCUGUCUCUCCCCAAAGGGCAUGUUAAACAUUUAAACUCCUGUGUUGUGACAUGUAUGCACUGUGAUAGCAGACCCGCUUUGAUGAAGUUCUGUUCAUGUAUUUUGAAACAAUAAACCUCGUUGAGAAAUCCUC
Molecule: messenger RNA, 6352 nt
Organism: Larimichthys crocea (large yellow croaker)
Lineage: Eukaryota; Metazoa; Chordata; Actinopteri; Sciaenidae
Gene: abch1
Product: ATP-binding cassette, sub-family H, member 1
Exons: 21
Coding region: 609-2870 (753 amino acids)
Biological process (GO): transmembrane transport
Cellular component (GO): ATP-binding cassette (ABC) transporter complex; membrane
Molecular function (GO): ATP binding; ATP hydrolysis activity; ABC-type transporter activity
Source: RefSeq, a predicted model, not a curated record